CAGCUUUGCGUACAGCUCGUUCAAGCACUGCAUACCCGUGGAACAUAGUAUUAUCACUGUAUCAGGCCGCGCGCGUUGGAACUGCGAGCGCUGCGGCCAGCAGUAGUUGCUAUUGCGCUUCCAUUAUAAACUGCAAGGAUGAACAUUACGUUAGAUUAAUGUAUGAACAAGCCCUGAAUACCCAAAACCAGAAGGGCCGCCAGAAAUCCUCAAUCGACAAGCACAGGCACUGGGUCGCUCGCGCGUUGGUCGCCUUGAGAAAUGGGUGGUAUCAAGAAUCGCGAGGCGAAGAUGAAGGCCAACAAGGUCUUCUCUUCCGGAGGCGGAGGCGGAGGCACAAAGGGCCCGGCGGUGAUUGACAAACGCGGUCAGGAGGUGAAGUGCCCCUACUGCGACAAGAUCUACCAGCAGAGUGGCCGCCUGAAGGAGCACAUCGCCUCCAAGCACGCCGACCAGCUCCAGCCCUCGGGAUCCGACGGACCCAGCACCAGCACCGGCACCCCCGCAGCGGCGGCUCCCGCAGCAGCGGCCCCCGCUGCGGCUGCCGCUGCCGCGCCUGCCAAGCCCAGCGCAAAGGGCGCAGACGGAGCCAAGGGCGGGCCGCCAGGCAAGGAUUCUGCGGUGGCCGCAGCGGCGGCAGCCGCCGCGCGUGCGGCGGCGCAAGCCGCCGCCGCCGCCGGUGCCAGCGGCGGCACCGCAGGCGGUGCUGCAGGCGCCGGCGGCGCAGGCGCCGGAGGCGGCGUGAUGACCCUGCAGAGCCGUGCAGGGUACUACACCAGCAAGAGCCCCAGCAUGCACCUGCACGAGUGGAUCCAGAAGGAGAAGCGCGUGCGGGCGCGCUACGUGCCCAAGCGGCUGGAGAACGGCAUGUGGACGUGCAAGGUGGUGCUGCCUGAUGGCAAGCGGCAGGAGGAUGACAUUGUGAUAUUUCUGGAUGAUACCCAUGCGGCGGCGGACGAGUCGGAGGCGCGGGAGCGCGGCGCGGUGGCGGCGCUCAACCGGGUCAUGGGCGACCGUGCGCUAGAGCGCAUCCUGCCCCGGGACUACGUGCCGCUGUGGAACGCCCUGGGGGAGGAGCGCAAGCGGCGGGAGGAGUCGGCGACGGCGCGGCGGGCGGCGGAGGAGCGGCGCAAGGAGGCGGAGGAGGCGCGCAGGAAGCGGAGCAACCUACGCGCGCCGCAGACGGUUGUGAUGAGCGCGGCCAAGCAGCGGCUGGUCCAGUCGCUGCUGCGGGACCGCGACCUGGACCUGGCCCGCGCGGGCGGCGCAGGAGGCGCCGGCGGCGCGGACACUGGCGGCUCCGCCGACCUGGCGGACGUGGUGGAGGCGCUCAGCGGCAUGGGCUUCAGCCCGCAGCACGUGCAGCUGGCGUACGAGCGGCGCGGCAGCGGCGGGGCGGGCGGAGGUGGAGGCGGAGGUGGGGGUGGUGGUGGCGGUGGUGGUGGCGGUGGUGUGAGCGUGGAGGCGCUGCUGGACUGGCUGCUGCUCAACCUGCCUGCGGACCAGCUGCCCGGGCAGUUCACCAAGGGCUCCACCACCAACAUGGUCAACGUGAUGGCACGUGCCGACCCCAGCCGCGCCACGGGCGUGUCUCUGGCCAGUGUGGCCCGACUCAUGGCGUACGGCUAUACGAGUACGGAGGCGGAGGCGGCGCUGGUGGCGGCGGGUGGCGACGAGGCGGCGGCGCACGUGACCGCGUACAGCAGACUGACGGAUGUCAAGCUCGGAGGCAGUGAAGGCAGCGGCCAAGCGGCGGUGGUGCCAGACGGCGGCGGCGACGGCGACGCAUGGGCGGAGGAGCUUAUGGUGCUUGAAUCCAUUUACGACACCUCAUUUGCUGUACUGUCGGAAAACGCAGUACGGCUGACCUUGGAGUUGCCCGAAACCUGCCCCGUCGCGACGCGCUCCGACGCGCCGCUCGUGCUCGAGUUCGUACGGGUCAACAGUACGGCUGCGGGCGGGCUGUCGUACCCGGCGGCGCCGCCGCUGGUGGGCGUGAGCUGUUCGGGUCUGGCGGCGGGCGGGUUGCGGCACCUCACUCGGGUGCUGGCGGCGGAGAGCCUGUUGCUGGCGGCGGCGGCGGAGCCGGCGCUACACUCGCUGGCGGCGCGGGCGCUGGAGGAGGCGGCGGAGAUGGACGAGCAGACGUGCUCCGCCGCGGAGGCCGGCGCCUCAGGCCGCAAGGGCGCUGCCGCGGGCGCAGGUGGCGACGGGGCGGCGGGCGACGAGGAGGCGGAGGAGUCACUGGUGGAGGGCUUUGAGGACUUGGUGGUGGACGAGGAGGAGGAGGACGAGGAGGAGGGCGGGGAAGCUCGGCGGCGCUCGGCGGCGGCGCGGAGGGCGCGGCGGCCAGAGGAGAUGCGCCGGCGGCGUCCUCAGAUCGACAUUGCCGCCGAGUCCGCCCGCCUGGCUCGUGUCCAGUCCGACCUGGACGCCGCCGCCUCGCACGCCGGCAUGCGCUCCGCGCGCCGCUCGCUGCCGGCCUUCGCCAAGCGCGACGAGGUGCUGGCGCUGCUGCGGGCGCACGACGUGCUGGUCGUCAGCGGCGCAACCGGGUGCGGCAAGAGCACGCAGGUGCCGCAAUACAUCUUGGAAGACGCGAUCGCGGGCGGCGCGGGCGCGGCGUGCAACAUCAUCGUCACGCAGCCCCGCCGCAUCUCGGCUCUGGGCCUGGCCAGCCGGGUGGCGGCGGAGCGCGGCGAGGGCGUGGGCCAGACCGUGGGCUACAGCGUUCGCCUGGAGCACCGCAGCAGCGCCGCCACCCGGCUCACCUUUGUCACCACCGGGAUCCUGCUGCGGCGGCUGCUGUCGGACCCGGACCUGGAGGGCACCACUCACAUCGUAUUGGACGAGGUGCACGAGCGCUCCAUUGAGAUCGACCUGCUACUGCUGCUACUGCGGGACGUGCUGGAGCGCCGCCGCCAGAAGGCGGCUACAGCCGCCGCAGCCGGUCAGCAGCAGCAGCAGCAGCAGCUACAGCUACAGCCGCUCAAGCUGGUGCUGAUGUCUGCUACAGCCGACGCCCAGCUCUUUGCGGAGUACAUGACGCCCGGGGCCGGCGGGAGGGGCGGCGCCAGGGGCGGCAAGGCCAAGGCGGCGGGCGGCGGCGGCGGCGGCGGCGGGGAGGUGGGGAUGAUGACAAUCCCUGGCUUCACCUACCCGGUGCGGGAGUUCUAUUUGGAGGACGCGCUGGAGUUGACGGGCCACGUCAUCGGCCGCGACAACCGCUGCGCCAGGCGCGGCCUGCGCGACUGGAAGGACGCACGCGAGCUGCCGGAGGUGGCGGGCCGGCCGCUGAGCGGCGCGCUGGGGCCCGGCGGGUACUCCGACCUCACCCUGCGGUCGCUGUACAUGGCGGAUGAGGAGCAGAUCAACUACGACCUGCUUGUGGACGUGAUCGCGGAGAUCAUCGCCCGACACAAGCGCGACGGAGCGGCAGCAUUCAUGAAGGACUGGCAGCAGGCCUACGCCUCCGGCCGCGGCGACACCAGCGGCGGCGGCGCCAUCCUGGUCUUCCUGCCCGGCGCCCCGGAGAUCGGCCGCCUGCAGCGCCUGCUGCUGGCCAGCGACAAGGUGCUGGGCGCGGCGGGCGGCCGCGGCGGGCUGCGGGUGCUGCCGCUGCACGGCUCGCUGUCCAGCGGCGACCAGUCCAAGGUGUUUGCCAGGCCGCCGCAGGGCUGCUACAAGGUUGUGCUGUCCACCAACGUGGCCGAGACCUCCAUCACCAUCGACGACGUGACGGUGGUGGUGGACGCCGGCCGCGUCAAGGAGAUGAGCCACGACGCCGAGCGCGGCAUCCAGCGCCUGCAGGAGGGCUGGGUCAGCAAGGCCGCCGCGCAGCAGCGCAGGGGCCGAGCCGGCCGCGUGCGGCCGGGCGUGUGCUUCCGCCUCUUCUCCACUGAGCAGUGGCAGCGCAUGCCGCCGCACACCGAGCCCGAGAUGCUUCGCUCGCCGCUCGAGAGCGUGGCUCUGCUGAUAAAGGGCAUGAUGACUGGCGCCGCCACAGCCGCCGCGGGGGGCGGCGGAGGCGGCGCCGCUGCGCGGGCGGCGGCGGAGGCGGCGGGCGGCGUGAGCGGCGAGGGCGGCGUGGCGGCCUUCCUGGGGCGGUGCCUGUCGCCGCCGUCUGCGACUGCCGUCAACUCGGCGGUCCACCUGCUGCGCACCAUGGGCGCCUUGGACGCCUGCGAGGCGCUCACCAGCCUGGGCCGCCACCUGGCGCGCAUGCCCAUGGACCCGCGGGUUGGCAAGGCGCUGGUGUACGGCUGCCUGCUGGGCUGCCUGGACCCCGUGCUCACAGUCACGGCGGCGCUGGCGCACGGCCGGCCCGUGUUCCUCAACCUGCAGUCGGCGGGCGAGGGUGUGUCGGAGGCGCGGCGGCAGCUGUUGCGGGCGGCGGUGGACAGCCGCUCCGACCACAUCGCGCUGGUGGCAGCCUACAACGCCUGGUGCAGGGCGACCGACAAGGGCGGGCGCUCCGCCGCCUCGUCGCUGUGUGCGGAGUGCGGGCUGUCUGAGUCGUCCCUGGAGGCCAUCCAGGCCGGCCGGGCCGAGUACGCCCGCGUCCUGGCGGAGCUGGGCUUCCUGUCCGGCACCGCCACCGGUGCGCUUGACGCCCGCCGCGACCUGGGCCCCGCCGCCAGCCUGCCCGGCAGCGACUGGCUGACGCAGCAGCCCGCCAACCGCAACGCCGGCAACGCGCGCUUCCUCAAGGCAGCGCUGUGCGCCGGCUUCUACCCCUCCGUGCUGCGCGUGGACCACCCGCGAGCUAAAUUCGUGGAGGUGCACGGCGGCACUGCGGAGGCGGACGCCGACCCCAAGGACAUCAAGUUCUUCGACCGCGAGCGCGGCCGCGUGUUCAUCCACCCGGGCUCGCUGCUGUUCACGGCCGGCAAGUUCCCCAGCGGCUGGCUGGUGUUCACGCAGAUGACAGAGACCUCCAAGCUGUUUGUGCGCGAGGCCAGCAUGGUGCCGGUGUACGCGCUGCUGCUGUUCGGGGGCGAGGUGGCGGUGGACCACGGCGCGGGGCGGAUCAGGGUGGACGGCUGGGCCGAGUUCAAGGCCGCCGCCAACGUGGGCGUCAUGGUGCGCGAGCUGCGGUCGGAGAUGGAUCGCCUGCUGGGGGCCAAGAUCCAGGAUCCAGAGUUGGAUCUGGGCAGCAACAAGAUUGUGGCGGCGGUGGAGGAGCUGCUGUCAACUGACGGCUUCUAAUUGAAGGAGCUGUGGAAGACAUGGGAUGGGUGGUCAUAGGUCAGGAAGAUGUUGCACUUGGGGCAGUGAGGCACUGGCUGCUGGCUGCGUGCGUCGGCGAGAGCAUCUUCCAUCCGCCGGUGUGUGGGCGUAAUACCUGAGCUGUGCAACGGGCGCUAUGGUGGAACUAGUAAUGCGUUUGCGGUUGACGUGUGACUGCCAGGCGUGCCAGUGCAGAAUACGGUGGUGCCCCUAGCUAGGUGGCUUGAACCCAGGCUUGUGGGGGGGGGGGAGGAAGGGGGCAUGCAGGCGGGUUGCAGGAUGUUGGACUGUGGUCGUACCCUGCCAAGAUUGGCAUGGCGGAGUCAGGGCUCGUAAUUUUGGGAUUGAAAGUGAGUUUGUGAUCCAUGAGCAACUGGAAGCGCUGAGCCCCUAUCUGCGCACAGGCAGAAUGUACUGGUUUGCGAGAUUUCUAUAAGCGGCCCAGCAAUUGUAACCGAGUGUACAC
Messenger RNA from Chlamydomonas reinhardtii, 5695 nucleotides. RefSeq lists its product as uncharacterized. Gene Ontology annotation, molecular function: RNA binding. The record is from RefSeq and is a predicted model, not a curated record. Gene Ontology annotation, cellular component: intracellular anatomical structure. The transcript is spliced from 26 exons. NCBI's taxonomy places the organism in Eukaryota, Viridiplantae, Chlorophyta, Chlorophyceae, Chlamydomonadales, Chlamydomonadaceae. The coding region runs from base 262 to 5208 and encodes 1648 amino acids.